This is a messenger RNA of Dioscorea cayenensis subsp. rotundata (Guinea yam), 719 nucleotides long. RefSeq names its product cytochrome b-c1 complex subunit 6-like. The transcript has 5 exons. The record is from RefSeq and is a predicted model, not a curated record. NCBI's taxonomy places the organism in Eukaryota, Viridiplantae, Streptophyta, Magnoliopsida, Dioscoreales, Dioscoreaceae. Gene Ontology annotation, biological process: mitochondrial electron transport, ubiquinol to cytochrome c. The coding region runs from base 176 to 385 and encodes 69 amino acids.
UGCAUAUGAAAUAAUUAGUUUGACAGGGAUGCAAAUGUUAACAUCCUUUUGAUUUUCAUGUCCCAAAAGAGAAAAUCUCUCCCUCAAGCUCAAAGACGAGGUUGAUCUUCAAAUUUUCAGCUGUAAUUGGCGACGUAGUUAUCUUCUGACAAGUGAUAUCUUGUUUGGAGUUGCAAUGGCAGACGAGGAGGUUGUUGAUCCAAAGAAAUAUUAUGAAGACACUUGCAAGCCAAAGUGUGUAAGGCCACUACGCGCAUAUCAGGCUUGUGUCGAGAGGGUGAAGGGUGAUGAAACCGGUCACAAGCAUUGCACCGGUCAAUACUUUGAUUAUUGGUCAUGCGUCGAUGCAUGUGUUGCACCCAAGCUGUUCGAUAAACUGAAAUGAAGAAUGGAACUUAAUGAUAGUCAUGUAUUUGGUUAGACUAUUUUUGACAGAUUCAAACAGUCCUUGUUGGUCAUAUUGGAGAUCCUGCCUCUGCUGAAUUUUCAAAUAAACCCAAAGAUAGACGGUUUGAAUUUUUAUUGAAUUGUUCAUAAAUCUAAACUUUGAUUGUGCCAAACAAAUCACUUUGUCGAAGUUCCGGUGUGAAUAAGUUAUCGGCUUCGCAAUUUAUUUUCAGCUCUUCAAGUAUAGAAUCUUGUAGAUCAAAACAAAAGUAAUCUUGUACUAGAGGUUUGUGAAACAAAAGUUAUGGUCACUGGAAGCCAUCAACCUCAAA